AUGAGGCUGCUGUGGGUUUUAAGCCUGGCCAUAUUGGUUGCCUUCGUAGCGGGUGCUGAUGACACUGCCGAUGACUAUUACGAUUAUUACGACUAUGGUGAUGACUACUAUGGCGACUAUGAUGUAGAGUCUAGUUCGGAAAGUGGUAUUGGUGCAUCCGCUAGCUCAGAAGAUGAUGCUAGCACCUCCGAGUUCUUCACAGCUGACACAGCUAGUUCUUCAGAAACUGGAGAUAGUUCCUCCGCAGAAACGGCCUCCAAGUCAACUCCAACCAAGGCAAAGAAAGCCAAGAAAGCCGCUGCCCGCAGAAGUAGACGACGCAGGCGCACCACCUUGGCUCCAAGACGCUCCACCACCGCUGCUCCCAAACGCAAGGUAGUGGCAGCUGCGCCUGCCAAGAAGCAAACACCUGUUGCCCAAAAGAAGAAGACACCUGUGGCAGCCAAACGCACCGGAUAA
Messenger RNA from Drosophila sechellia, 459 nucleotides. RefSeq names its product DNA-binding protein HU homolog. The coding region runs from base 1 to 459 and encodes 152 amino acids. The transcript has a single exon. The record is from RefSeq and is a predicted model, not a curated record. Lineage: Eukaryota; Metazoa; Arthropoda; Insecta; Diptera; Drosophilidae.